AUUUUUUUUUGUAAAGCUUAGGUUUCACCCUUAUGUCACUAUGAAAACAGUGAAUUAUUUAGUACUGUUCCAUAUUUCAGUGACAAAAGAGUUAUGGCUGUUUGUGGAUAAUUAUUCAUACAUCUCUGCAUAAGUUAUAGUUCAUAUAUAUACCUAUUUGCCGCUAUUUUGUGCGUUAUAUUUAUGUAUAGCAUAGGUUACCCGACCAAGUUGAAUAGUUCGUGAGGAAGCAUUGCGUUCCAUUUCAUGUAUGGGAAUCUUGCAAUCGAUAGAAUAUAUCCUUAUAUCUAAUACGUAGCUUGAGUCUAAUGACCUCAACAUGAAAGUAUUAUAAAAUAAAUCAAAAGUUAAAAGUUUCGUUGUAUCAAAUUAGUAUAAAACAUUUUAAAAUAGUGAUAAAUUAAAGGACGAGCCUGGUGAACGAAAAAAAGUAUGGUAAUGGAACGUUUUUUAGUCUAUGGUUUUUUAUUUAGUUUUUGGAAUUUGCUAGGUGUUUGCACUUUAGAGAAAAAUUUAAUUAUGUUCCAUUGUACCACAAUACUGUAACGAAAAGUGUGUUAGUGAUAUUAAUCUAGAUUCUAAUAAUAUACGCGGAACAAGUAUUAACCAAAAUAAGCUUGCAAAUAAGAGCGGAUUCGUGAAAUGGCUGCCGAAGUGCCUGUUGGCGAUUUGUUGAGUGAAGCAGUGGAAUAUAUGUCUAAACUUGGUGUUAAUUUACGUGAUCGAUCGACAAGCUUGUUAGAGAAAAGAAUAAACCGCAAGAAGUUACGGAAUACACAUGCGGUUUUGAAAGCAGCUGAAAAAGUGCUUCUUAUAUGUGAAUUGUCAAAAAAAUCACUCGCGAAUGUAGAAACCGGCGUCCGAAAAGUCUUAUCCAUUAUCGACGCAUCUCAGACACAAACAAAUAGUGAUGGCGGGAAAACUAGCAAUAAUGCAUUAGAUAAGCGUAAUGACAGAUUUUUUUAUUUUGAAUAUGAAUCAUGCACAUUGCGAAUAUCUAAGAAAAUUACAUUAAAACACUAUACAGGAGUAAAAGUACUAGCAAAAAAGUUGCCAGUUUCUAUGCAAGAAAAAUAUCCAGUAUUUUAUGAUUGCAAACUAAAGAGAUUAAGGAACAAAUUAUCAGAAAAACAACAAGAUGAUAAGCAUGCAGACAAGUCUGAAAAAACUAAGUUGAAAAGCAAAGAUGUUGAACAAUCUCAAAAAACCCAGAAUUCGAAGGUUUCAGAUGAAUCCGAUACAAAUUUAUCAGACAAGUCAACAAAGAAAAGAGGCAAUCCCUAUGAAAAUAAAUUAGUUGAAAAUGAUGUUAUAAAUGCUUUGGAUGCUAUUGCACUUAAUGAUAAAUCAGACACUAUUCAUGAUGAUAAUGUUUCCAAUAGGCAAGUAAGUAAUGGAAACAAAAAAAGCAAUUUGGAUGAAGAUGUAUCAGUGUCUGAACUUAUUGAAUGCUUUGCAAAUGAAGCAAAGGUUGAUGAGGAUGAAACACAUCAUGGAAAACACAAAAAAGGAAAAAAAGAUGCUAGCCUUAUUAGAAAGAAGUUUAGUAAAAUUAAGAUAGUUGAUGAUGAUGAUAGCUCAGAUAAUGAACCUAUUUCUAAAGGCACAGAUAACAUUACCCAUAAGAUAUCAUCUGAUGAAGAAACUAAUAUAAAUUCAGAGAAGGAAAAUAAUGAUAAGGAGUCCAAACUUACGAAAAGAAAAUUUAGUAAUAGUGAUGGAGACACAAACAAAGAGGAUUCAGACAACAAUUCUGUGAAAUCUGAAAUUAGUUCUAAACCUCUGAUUAGAUGUGUAAAUAUAUCUAAGUUACUUAAGCCUGAUGCAUUAAGUUCAGGAACAGUUCAACCAUCAAACCAAAGCCAAAUUACACAAAGUAAAGCCUUAACUACAAAACAAAAAGAAAAAGAUAAGAAGAAACAUAAUAAUUCUAAAGAUGAUUUAUGUAAAAAGCAAAGAACAAUAAAGUCUUUCUUUCAAGCAGACCAAAGUGAAGAUGAAUUUUGGGCCCAAAAAAGAAAAGAGGUUGAAAAAUUUAAACCUAAACAGUUUUCUGUAAAUAUUAAUAGAUUACCCCAAUUCACAACUAAUUUUAUGCUUUCUCAUAAAUUGAAGAGAAUCACUCAAAAUAACAAAACUGUUUAUGAAGUUAAUAAUAGAGAUUCUGACCACUUAAAGAAGAAUAUUGACAAAGUUAAGAAUGCCUUACUGAAUGAAUCUGGAUCAGAUACUGAGAAUAACAUUUCAGACAAGGCAAAGAAUGUUAAAAAGUCUCUUCUCAAUAAUUCUGAUUCUGAAACAAAUGAAAGAUCUUUAAAUAAUGGUGAUAAUAAUUCCUUAUCAUCAUCAGAAACAAAUAAAGUAAAAGAAUCACUUCUUCAUGAUUCUGAUGCGGAACUGAAGGAAAAAUCUUCAAACAUUUGUACAGAUAAUGUUGAUGAUGCCAUAUUAUUUGAAGCAAAUAAAGUAAAAGAAUCACUUCUUAAUGAUUCUGAUUCUGAAAUCAAAGACAAAUCUUCAAAUAAUGACUUUGAUGCUUGCUUAGAUAAUAUUGAUGAUAACUUAUUAGCUGAAGCCAAUAAGGCAAAACAAUCGUUUAUUAAUGAUUCCAAUCACCAAUCAAAAGAACAGACAACAAACAAUUCUAACAAUAGUAGUUCAAAAGACCAGGAAGACACAACAGAUAAUGCAAUUGUUAAAGAUGCACUUCUUAAUGAAUCUGAUUCAGGAAGCGAUAAAGUCUCUGACCCUGUUACCAAAGAUUGUGAAAAUGAGUUACAGAAAGAAGUUGCUAAGGAAAUUAAAGAUGCUUUGCUUAAUGACUCUGAUUCUGAUAAACAUGAAUGUGCUCAAGAUGUCACAAGUAAUGAUGCCACCAAAGAUAAAUUUGCUAUGUCACAAAAUGAGUUUGAAGCAAGUGAGCACCCCGAACAAACUGAAGAUCAAGAUCCAGAUAAAAUCAAAUCGUCCCUGUUAAAUGAUUCAUCUGAUAGUGGAAAAAAAUCCCCACCUGAUUCCAAGAAGAAAAAGAAAUUAAAAAAACGUAAAAGAACAAACAGUGAAAGACAAGCUAAAAGAAAUAGAUUGUGCUACACUUCAAGUUCAGAAAGUGAAGAGGAAUUAAAAAUUAAGUCUAAAGAGAGUACUCAUAAACACCAUAAACGAAAAUCACGACAAUCUAAUUCCUCUUCAUCCAGUGAGGAAAAUAGGAAAAAGAAGAAAAAAACUGAUGGAACUGGUGAUGAGCAUUCAGAUGCUGGUGUUAGCAAGAUGGUACGUUCUAAGGCAAAACCGUGUGGAAGCAGCGGUCAAAACUCUGAUAAUCAAGAUGCAAGUGACAAAGACAUUGAUGGACUGACAAAUCUGAGUACUUUAAACAAAAAACACCGACGGCGCGAUUCCCCGUCGACGAAUAAUACGGGCACUCGAAGCGGUGGUAAGAAGACUCUCACAGUCAAAACUGAGGAUAUGAAAGUGACGUAUGAUGACCUGCUGACUGCAGCUGCUAGCAGUUCUGAAGUCUCCGAUGAUGAAAAUAUGCCUGAAGAAGAGCUGCCCACCAUACCAUCAGGACUAAAUGGAGAUAGUAUCGGGCAUUUAGCUAAAGAUGAUUUAUUAGGCGAGAGUGAUUCUUCAGUGUCACAGAAUGAAAAGAGACACAGCGAGGCAGAGGAGCCUCGCAAUGAAGAGGAAUCGGAGGAUGAACAAAAUGUAAAAUUAAAGCGGCAACGCAAGGCGAACGCGAUAUCUUCGGAUUCUGAGGGCGGAACUUCACAUCGUAAGCAGAGGGAUGAGGAUGCUAGAGUGAGUGACUUUGAGGACUCUGAGGACGAGAGUUCAGAGUCCAGAGAGAAGCGUUCCAAGCGGAAGAAGAAAGGAUCUGAUAGUGAUGCUUCAGGAGGGUCUAGUAAUGAAGGAGGCCAAAAGAAACGUCGCCGUAUAAAACAAGUGAAGGACAGCGAUGGUUCUGGAUCUGACACUGAGAAUGAAGGAAGAAACAAACAUGGCAGGAAGAAUAUACGUAAGGUUAUGGGUAAGAACCAGUUGGAAGAGGCCACUAAGAAGGCAGCUCGCGAAGAGAAAGAAAGGAUUGCUCGUAUUACUGAGAGACAAAAAUUGUACAACAACAUGGAAUUUGACGAAUCUGGCAAACCGGACGAGGUAGUCUUGGAGAAGGUGGUGCUAGAUUUCGACCCUGAAACUAAAGAGCCACUGAUUGAGGUCGAUAGAGGACUUGUGAAGAAACUGAAACCCCAUCAGGCUAACGGAAUAAAGUUCAUGUGGGACGCGUGCUUUGAGAGUGUGAAACGUAUCAAGAAGGACAAGGGGUCCGGGUGUAUCCUCGCGCACUGUAUGGGUCUCGGGAAAACUCUACAAGUAAUAUCCCUGACGCAUACAUUGCUGACACACGGCGCUCUGACCGACGUGAACCGUGUGUUGGUGGUCUGUCCUCUGUCCACUGUACUUAACUGGGUCAACGAGAUCAAAAUGUGGCUCAAACACGCACACUCUGAGUUCGAAGUCGAUGUGUAUGAGUUGUCCAGGUACAAACAGAACUCUGAGCGAGCGUUCCAGCUGCAGCAAUGGUUUGAAGGGGGCGGGGUGUGUGUGCUCGGGUACGAGAUGUUCCGCAACCUCUCCGCUGACAACAACAAGAAGUUCAAGAAAAAGAUGCUAAGGAGUUUCCAGGAGAGCCUUGUUGAUCCAGGACCGGAUUUGGUGGUGUGUGACGAAGGGCAUCUGUUGAAGAACGAGAAGACCAGUUUGUCGCAGUCUAUGAACAGAGUCAAGACGCGACGCCGCAUCGUCCUCACCGGCACGCCGCUACAGAACAACUUGAAAGAAUACUACUGCAUGGUACAAUUCGUGAAGCCGAACCUGCUUGGAAAGUACAACGAGUACUUGAAUCGUUUCGUGAACCCCAUCACCAAUGGCCAGUACACGGACUCGACUGAACAUGACAUCAAGGUCAUGAAGAGACGGUCCCAUGUGCUGCAUAAAAUGCUCGAUGGAGCUGUUCAGAGGAGAGACUAUGGGGUGCUGGCGCCCUUCUUGCCUCCGAAACACGAGUAUGUGCUCUUCAUCACUCUAUCCGACGUGCAAGUGAAGCUUUACCAAUUCUAUUUGGAUAACUACUCUAGAAGGCCGCUACCUGGUAAAUCUUCUGGGUUCCUGUUCCCUGACUUUCAAUCGCUGCAGAGGAUAUGGACACAUCCACUUGUCCUCAAAUAUAACUCGGAAAGAUACGAAAUUAUGCAGCAGAAAAAGAGGGAGAGAGAAGAAGAAGACUCAGAAGGAUCAUUAGUAGAUUUUAUAGAUGAUGAUUCUACUCCAGAGGAAACUUCAACAGAAGAGUCGACGGAUGAACUCUCAGAUAUGAGCGAUGACAGUCGAAAGAAGAGCAAGAAGAAGAAUAAGGGGAAAAAGAAUAAGGGUAAAGACUCGAAGGUGGGCACGCGGCGAGGCACCAGGGCCAACCCAGGUAACGUGGAAGCGGACGAGGACGAUCCGGACGUGGCUGAGGUGGUGGAGGUGAGGAAUGAGAACCCGACGGAGUGGUGGAUCAAGUUGGUGGAGGAGGAGGAACUCGAUGACAUGCGCAACUCACACAAACUCGUUCUCCUGUUUGACAUUCUACGCCAGUGCGAGACUAUUGGGGAUAAACUAUUGGUGUUUUCGCAAUCGCUGUACUCUCUAGAUCUGAUAGAACAUUUCCUAGGUAAAGUAGAUGAGGCGACGCAAGAGGGACGUAUCGACGAGAAACUCGGAGGACACGUCGGUUCGUGGGCACCCGGCGUAGAUUACUUCAGGCUGGAUGGCUCUACAUCUUGUGAGAACAGAUCUAUUUGGUGUAAGAACUUCAACAGAGAAGAUAACCCCAGAGCUAGGUUAUUCUUAAUAUCGACUCGCGCGGGUGGCCUGGGUAUCAACCUGGUGGCCGCCAACCGAGUGGUCAUCUUCGACGUCUCAUGGAACCCCUCACAUGAUGUCCAGAGCAUAUUCAGGGUCUACCGGUUUGGACAGAAGAAACCUUGCUAUAUUUACAGAUUUUUAGCUAUGGGUACAAUGGAGGAGAAGAUUUAUGAGCGCCAAGUGACGAAGCAGGCGAUCUCUAAGCGAGUAAUUGACGAGCAACAGAUCGACCGACACUACGCGGAGAACGAUCUCGCCGAGCUGUACAAGUUCGAGGCUCGCCCCAACGAGCCCCGACCUAUACCCGCGCUGCCCAAAGACAGACUCUUCGCUGAAAUGCUCAGGGAACACGAGGCUCAGAUUUACAAGUACCACGAGCAUGAUUCUCUGCUGGAGAACAAGGAGGAGGAGACUCUAAGUGAGGAGGAGCGAAAGGCUGCCUGGGAGGACUUCGAGAACGAGAAGAACAGGCCGCCGCCCGCGCCCUUCCCGUCCGCCUGGCCCAUGCACAAUGGAAUGAUGCCGGGGCUGCUGGCGGCGCAGCAGCAGCAGCUGGCGUACGCGGCGCUGGCCGCCAUGCUGCGGAAGGACAUGCCCAACAUCAACGACAACCAGAUCCGGGACAUGUUGCCGCUCAUAUACAACUCUAACCCAGGGUUGAUUCAGAAAAUGUCUCAACUUUACAAGUUUACACCACCGGGGAUGAUGAAUCCCGAUAUGAUGAAUGCUGUUAUGAAUUCUGGCGGCGGCGCGGGCGCGUCGAGCGGCGCGGCGGCCAGCUCGCUGCAGUACGAGCCGCCCUGGCUGCGCCAGCAACAACAGCAACAACAGAUGCGGCUGCAGCAAGUCAUGCAGCAAAACCAAAUGGGCGCGAAGAUCUACGCCGGCGGACUCGGCAGCCGCGACCCCGUGGCCAUGGCGCUGCAACAACAACGCUCGCGCGAGAUCCUCAUGGCCGGCGCCGGCGCGCGCCCGCGGGGCCGGCCGCCCCUCGCCGCGCGCCAGCACCCGCCCACCUUCGCGCAGGACGUCGUCAACCUCGACUCCGACUAGAUGGUAGAGGUGCAAAGUGGACCGAAUAUGUACAGUGAACGAUAAUAGGUGCUACACUGCUAUAUGGAGUGGAGUGUCGUCGCCGCGGACUGGUCGGUCGGCCGGAACAUUACUUCCACCAGCCGACCGAGUCCACUGCGCUCUGCGCUCGAGGUAAUCAUCUGGCCAAAAUACAGUGAUAUUUUGGAGUGUUAGCUCCAUAAAUGUAGCUUUUCGCCUUGAGGCUUGCGCUCUUAACGCUACAUAUCAAGAAUCUCAGUAUUUUAUUUGUAGUUCUGAACAUUUUAGACGUUAGCCAUGUAAUGUCCAUUUAAUUUCCUGGUGAGAUAAGUGGUGUUCUCAUAUUGAAGGAGAACCACUGUUUCGGUAAAUUCAACAACAGCGGAAGCCUAAGGCGUUAUUAGUAAAUGAUAAGACGCACAAGUUUGGUCAUAUUUUAAGCUACAACAUAUAAGUAGAUGUGCUCAGUCUUGAAAUGUGACACUUGUGCCUGUGGGAGUUAACAUUCUAUGCUUUCUGACACAGUGUAAGGAUGAUGUAAGGUACUGUCGAACAAACGAGGCAUCCUGAGAAAGCUUCUGGUUAUACUAUAUCUUAUUCUUAUUGUUGAUUUAUUUAAUGUGAAAAUGAAAUAUUUCAUAAAAAAUGGUUGUUUUGUUUGUAACAAGUCUGCUAGUACACACCAGCUGUAAAGGUCUAUUUUACAGCCAUACAUUUUAGGCUUACGUAUAUAAAAAUUUAUAUUGACAAAUAAUGUUUAAAAGUAUUGUACAGAAGCUGCUGCAGGAUGCUUCAGGUGUCAGUUUGGUAAAUUUUAACUAUAUCUCUCAGUACAGGAAAUUAGCAUAAGUUAUAUGUUUGUAGUUAGAAAACUUCUGUGUGUUUAACAUAGUAGUGAUCGCGAGAGUGCGCACGGAAAUGUAUGACCGUACACUAGUAGGAGUAGUGAGCAAAUGGAGUGCAAACACAUUAAUUCCAUUUGUAGUGAACUCUUUAUACAUAAAAGAACCAGUCAGCAAGUCAAUGAUGAGUUGUGUUGGCCAAUGCAUAGUAUAUUCACUUGAAUCGCAAUUUGUACUCCAUUUGAUCAUUAUUCUGUGAAAAGCACCCACUAUGUAAACAAUAUAGUGAUAAUAUAUUACUCUACGUAUAGUUACUACAACACCAACUUAACUAAAUGUUAUUCAUUGGUUUAUGUAUAUUUAACCAAUAUUGGACUGUAAAAUUAGAAAACUAGAUUUCAAUAUACAUAUUAUCAACUCUGCACAUAAACCAUUAGUAACAUUGAUGUUCAAUUUUAAGAUUAGAUAAAUAUUAUUUUGGUGAUGUUUAUUAUCCACGUUUUGCUGCAGUGGUAAUACAAUUUUAAAUCAGAUCUGUUUUAAAAUCCCCUUAGCAAUAUUGAAGGUAAUUUAAGUUAAUACAAAUUAUAUGAAAAUGAAGACAAACAUGAUCAGUAAGCUGAUUUCAUAUAAUUAUACCUAGUUGUUACUGUAUGUUCUGUAUGGCCUGGACCUAGACACCUAGAGUAUUUAUUUCCAAAUAUAUUUGAUUCCAUUCAGUACUAUGAUUUAAGCGUUGGAAUAAUUGUAUACUAGGUUUGCUCAUGAAACAUUUAUUAUUAUUGGUGAAAUGUUUACUAGAAUGAGAUCUUAGGGGAAACAAUAUUUGUGUGUUUUGGGCUUAGCAAUUAUUGUUCAUAACUGUGUACCCACAUUGCAUUGCAAUCAUAGUGCAGUUUGACUGUGUUUUUAUGUGCAAAUACUUGAUUUACGGACCCUAGUACAUCACACAGUGGGAUUAUUUAAGUGAUGUUUAUGUGACUGUAUUUAUUUGCCUGCCGUUGAACAGGUGGUUUAGUUGUGAUAUUGAUUAAUUUUAAAUUUUUGUAUACGUUUAUUUUAAUCAAGUCACUAAUGUGACUUUAAUUUUAGAUUCAACAUCUAUAGCUAUAUAUUAUUUUAGAUUACAUUAAUGUACCUAUAGCCGUAACAUGGAAAUUGUAGUGCAUUUUAUGGACACUGUUUUAUGACAAAUUCUCGUUGUUUUAUUGUAGUUUUGGAUUAUUUUACAGAUUUUCUAUGCUUAGAAUGUUAUUUAUACUUAUUAACAAUUAUAUUAAUAAAUGAGCAGUAUUUCAGUUAGUUGUAAGAACAUGUUAUAAUUAUCCAGUUUAGUUCCAUCUAUGCACCUUCCCAAACAUAUUAUAUGAAUUAGUUUUUCAUUACCUACAAGAUAAUUAACAUCUCGGUACCUUAUUAUUCAACAUAAUUAUGGUGUGCCCACAUUUGCGAGUGGCGCACAUAGAGAAAAUGUCUACCAUGGCCAUUACAAACGUGCGAACUGUUGCGUCAAAGGAAUAUGACUAUGUCGCACAACUCGCACAAGUGUGAGCGAGAUAUCCGCGGGUUUGUUAUGACAUCCUAAAGUCAGAAUGGUUCCAUUGAGGGAAAGAAACAGAGCUAUACAAGUCGUCUAGCGAGAUCUCGUUUCCUCGGCGGAACCACUCUAGUUUUGAUAUGUCACCUGAUAAAUAUAACUUAUGCCAGUUCCCACGUUCGUAAUGGGUCAACUAUACUAUACCUUGAGUUAUCUCAACUUAAAUAAAUAAUAAACUUAUGUUUAGACUACAACACUAUUCCAUGGAAUGUAUGCAUUUUUCAAAUGACGCAUCAUAGACAGUAGAGCUUACUUUAAAAAUCAUGCUUGUUUUAUAAUUAAUAUUUAAUUGGAUUAUAAAUAGUUAAUUUACUGAAUACUGUGUUUCCAUUUUCUUACGAGUAGGGCUGAGAUGGAAAUUUUUAAAGACAACCAGAUUGAUGCUCUGGUGGCAAGGCGCCGAGAUGGGAGUAAACCAUUUAUCCAGUGUCACUGCACAGCCCUAUAGUUAAUUUUUGUUUUUUAUACAACUACCUAGCAAUAGUGUUGCUACAUGAGUAUUGAGAGGUUGCUACAUAUGAGUGAGGACUGCUGUAAUUGUUUUAUUAUUUAUGUAAUAUAUAUAAUAUAAUUGUAACUGUAGAGAACUUCCUAUUAUUUUGUAGUACAAUCAAAUAAUAAAUAAUUCAGAAAUGUGUAUAUAAAUAGUUUUAUUUUC
This is a messenger RNA of Spodoptera litura, 10063 nucleotides long. RefSeq lists its product as uncharacterized. Gene Ontology annotation, molecular function: ATP hydrolysis activity; ATP binding. Lineage: Eukaryota; Metazoa; Arthropoda; Insecta; Lepidoptera; Noctuidae. The record is from RefSeq and is a predicted model, not a curated record. Gene Ontology annotation, cellular component: nucleus.